Plasmodium relictum is the source of this 2487-nucleotide messenger RNA. RefSeq names its product glutamine-dependent NAD(+) synthetase, putative (gene NADSYN). The transcript has a single exon. Bases 1 to 2487 code for a protein of 828 amino acids. The record is from RefSeq and is a predicted model, not a curated record. Gene Ontology annotation, molecular function: glutaminase activity; NAD+ synthase (glutamine-hydrolyzing) activity; ATP binding. NCBI's taxonomy places the organism in Eukaryota, Apicomplexa, Aconoidasida, Haemosporida, Plasmodiidae. Gene Ontology annotation, biological process: NAD+ biosynthetic process. Gene Ontology annotation, cellular component: cytoplasm.
AUGAUUAAAAAUUUAGGUUUAAGUUGUUGUUCAAUUUCUUCUGUACCUCUAGAUUAUGAAGGCAAUAAAUUAAAAAUUAUUGAAAGCAUAAAGAAAUGUAAAGGACUAAAUUGUAAUAUAAGAAUGGGUGGAGAAUUAGAAUUAUGUGGUGUUAAUUGUAAAGAUAGCUUUAAAGAAAUUGAAGAUAUCAAUGAAAAUUGUUGGUUUUAUUUAAGUGAAUUAUUAAAUGAAAAAUAUAAAAAUAAAUAUUUAACAGAUGACAUAUUAUGCUUUAUAAGUAUGCCUGUGUAUUUUAAACAAAAAUUAUACAACUGUGAAGUAAUUGUAUACAACAAUGAAAUUAUUUUAAUAAAACCUAAAGAAAACAUAAACAAUAAUGAAGAUAAAAACUAUUAUACAUCUUAUUUAAAAAGUUCUUGUGGAGAAGAAAAAUGCAAUGUUACUGAAAGAAAAGCUAUGGAAAGGAUAAAUUUUAAAAAUUCUGAUAUUAAAGUUUUUUAUAAUAAUUUUGAAAAAUUCACUUUACCUAAAUGCAUUCAAAAUAUAACAAAGCAAAAGGAAACAUAUUUUGGAAAUGCAGUAAUACAAUUAAAUUCUUUAAUAAUUGCUCAUAUUUUUUUAGAUGAUUUAAUUAAAAUUCAAAAUAAUUUAAUAUAUGCUGAUGAAAAUGUUACAUUGGAUAAUAGCAAUAGUGAUGUAUUAGAAAAAAAAGGAUUAUUAUUUCAAAGGGAUAAUAUAAAGUUAAAGGUAAAUAAUGAAAUAAAUCUUGAUUGUGUUGAUAUUUUAUUAGUUAAUGGAUAUAUACCUAAUGAAUUACAUUUAUUUAAAAGAUAUUUUAUAGAGUUAAUGAAUUUAACAGAAAAAUAUCCUAAUAUGACUUUAUGUUUUAGUAACAAUAUUGGAUGUGAUAACAACUUUUAUAAAUAUGAUGGAUUUUCUUUUAUAAGCCAAAACAAAAAAGUGUUGACAAAAAAUGCUAGAUUUUCGUUUUCAGAGAUACAAGUAGCAUCUGUUAAUGUUUCUUUUAAUAAGAAAAAUAAAAAUAUAGAAAUGUUACAUGAUUUAAUUGGUAAUAAGUAUUCUAUUUUAAAAAUAAAAGGAAAUGAUCUUUUAAAAGGAAAGGGAGAUGAAGAAGAAGAUAUUGAAAAUAUUGAAGUAAAUUAUGAUGAAUGUAUUUUUUCUUUCAAUGAAGAUUUAAAUAUAUCAAUAAAAACAUCUUAUGAAACUUUAUUGAAUCAUCUUCCAAAAAAUUAUAAUUGGGUACUAUAUGCCCAUCAAAAUAACAACCUUUUACAACUUUUUAAAAAUUAUCAUCAUAAUCCAAAUGAUUAUAUUUAUGAAUUCAAUUCAAAAAAAUAUUCUUUGCAUAAUAUUUACGAAGAACUAAGUUUUAACUGUGCCCUCUUUUUAUGGAAUAUAUUACAUUUAACAAAAUCGAAAGGCUUUAUGCUUGCCAUAUCAGGUGGAAUUGAUUCAUCGUUUGUAGCUUGUAUGGUUUACAUUUUGUCAAUAAUGAUAGAAAUUAACUUAAAUGAAAAAAAAUAUUUGAUUAAUAAAGAACAUUUAAGUUUAGAUGACGAGUUAUUUUUAAAAAAAAUUAAACAUUUAUUAAUUGAUAAAGCAUGUAGAAAAGAUAUAUGUAAUAAAAUAUUGAACACUAUAUCUUUGCCUUCAAAGAAUAGUAGUGAAAAUACAAAAUUAUUCUCUGAAAUGUUAAGUAAGUGCCUUAAUUCUUAUCAUAUUGUUUAUAGUAUAGAUAAUACCUACGAAUUUUUUAAAAAUGUUGGUGAAGAUUUUCUAAAGGAAAAUAUGAAAUAUAAAAGUGAAGGUGGCAGUAAUUAUCAAGACUUAUGUUUGCAAAAUAUUCAAUCAAGAUCCAGAAUGUUAUUAACAUAUUUCUUUAGUACAUUAAUAUGUCAUAAAAGAUAUUUCAAAUAUAAUUUGCAUAACGAAUUUCUAAUAACAUUAGCAACAGGAAAUUUAGAUGAAUCCAUUACUGGGUAUUAUACAAAAUAUGAUUGUUCGUCAGGUGAUAUUAAUAUAAUUGGUAACGUAAGUAAAAUUUUAAUAAAAGAAACGAUGUGCCAUAUAGCUAAUGAUUCUUUUUAUGAUUUAAAAAUUCUUCAUCAAAUUAAUCAAUAUAAUCCAUCGGCAGAAUUAAAGCCAUUGGACAAUAAACAGAUAGAUGAAAAUGAAUUAAACUUGAAAUAUGUAGAAAUUAAAUUACUAACCAUAUUAAAAAAUAUAUAUUUUUUGGGGCCAUAUUCUAUGUUCUUUUAUUUAUCCAAUUACUUUUGGACAAGUAUGCCAAAAAUAGUUAUAUUUGAAAAAAUUCAAAAUUUCUUUACAAGAGUUUUAAAAAAUACUCACAAACUGUUUAUUUUACCACCAUCUAUAAUGAAUGAAUCAUGUGGAUUUCAUCUCUCAAAUUAUGUUCACUAUGCAAUUAUUGAUUUUGAAGCAUUAAAAAAAAAAUUAAACUUAUAG